AAGACCAAAUCUGUUUGUGAGGAUCUCCCGGAACAGACAGCAAAGAGGACUAGGUCUGAUCACGACUGCUCUCCUUGUGCAAGGAAUGUGAUCGAACAGGAUUUUGUACCAUGGAUGGUGUCUAGCUGCUCAGAAUCUCCUCUCCUUGCCCCACUCUAAAAGGACAGGAAGACAGCAUGGCCGGUAACUCCUGCAUGUCUCCUGCACAUCGCUGUUCAAGAACAUGUAAACUGCAUCUCCACAGAAGCACCGAUUGAAGGAGAACUAGCCUUUUGUUUCCCAGACCCCUGAAAAACCAGAAAUGGUACCAAGAUCAAUCACCGAGGCAGGAUGGAAAGAGUAAAGAUCUGUUUCGCACUGCUGGCACUGUCCUACUGCAGGCAAAGCUAUGCCGCUGUCCUGCCCUCCGACAACGGUCCUAAAUGUGGGCUGCGUCAAACGGAAGGCAGGGUAUCAAACUUCUUGACCUUUUUAUCUCGAAUUGUUGGAGGGCAGGAAUCCACAUAUGGAUCACACCCAUGGCAGGUUUCUCUAAAACAAAAAGGGAGGCAUAUCUGUGGAGGGACUAUCAUCUCUGAAAACUGGGUUAUAACAGCAGCACACUGCAUUGACUCUGAUAUAACAUUAACAGAGUUGAAAGUUUCUGUUGGGGACCAUAAACAGUCUGCUGUUGACAAAGAGGAGCAGAGCCUCCCAGUGAAACGUACCAUAUCCCACGAGCUGUUUAAACUGGCUAACCCGCUAAACCAUGACAUUUCACUGCUGGAGCUGGAUGGACAAAUUAAAUUCAGUGAUAAAGUUCAGCCUAUAUGUCUGCCCCAUCCUGAUGAAGUCUUCAAACCCGGAACUCUGUGCACUACCACUGGGUGGGGGCGUCUAAAGGAAAAUGGGUUGCUCCCUGAUGUCCUACGGGAGGUACAGCUGCCAAUCCUCGAGUCAGAGAAGUGUAUCAGUGUGCUGAAAACCUUCAGGCGCACAAUGGAGGGGCACAGUGUAUUGUGUGCAGGCUUUGAAGAGGGAGGAAAAGACGCAUGCCAGGGGGAUUCUGGAGGUCCCCUUGUUUGCCAGAGGGAGUCGGGUAUCUGGACUCUUGUUGGAAUUACAUCAUUUGGGAUGGGCUGUGCCCGCAGUUGGAUAAAUAACAUCAGCAAAUCAAAACCAAGUAGAGGAUCGCCAGGAGUCUUUACAGAUGUGGCACUCUUUCUGCCCUGGAUUCAGAAAACUCUAAUCCAAGCGACUCAGACAAUGAAAAAAUCAUCAAAACUGUGCAGUGCCACAGAUGGUGCACUUAUUGGUAUAGAAGGUGGUAUAGAUUAUCCAGAGAAACCCAAUCAGUUCUAUGAGAACAAUGAAAUGUGUGUAUGGUCUAUACAUGUUCCAGAGGAAAAAUACAUAUUGCUAAAUUUUUUACGGUUUGAUUUGGAAGAAGACACUUCCUGCAACAGUGACUAUCUUGCUGUUUUUGCUGAGGCAGAUUUGCUAAUAGGGCGUUUUUGUGGCAGUGUAUCUCCACUCCCCAUUCUGAUUGGCUCCAGUAGUGUCACGCUGAAGUUUAUGUCAGAUAUCAGCAAUUACAGAACUGGGUUUUCAAUGACGUACAAAGCUGUUGAACCAGAUUCUCAACUAGGCUCUGGCUGUGGAUCAGUUGCAGUCCUUCUAGCAGAGGGUAUUAUUCAGAGCAUGCACUAUCCCCAGCUGUACAACAAUAAAGCUGACUGCCACUGGGUUAUCUAUGCUCCAGAAAACUAUGCCAUUGAGCUGGUGUUUGAAGAUUUUGAACUUGAACAGUCCACAGAUUGUGCCUAUGAUUCCCUUAAAGUGUACGGUGAUGUAGCAGGAUCAGAGGAAAUAGCCACGUUGUGUGGCUUAACCAUCCCACCGCCUGUGCUGAGCUAUGAAAACGUGUUGGUUGUACAGUUUACCUCGGACAACAGCCAUUCAUACAGGGGAUUCCGUGCAGCAUUUUCCUUCAUUAGUAAAGCAGUUCUGCAUGGUCUGGAAGGAUUUGAAGACUUACCGACUAAAGCAACAGAAAUGCCAUACACAGACAUGCCGAAUGAUGUGUGUGGAAUGUCGCUGGUUCCUGCCAGGUUUGUCUUCAGUCGCAUUGUUGGGGGUGAGGAGGCGGUCCCCAACUCCUGGCCCUGGCAGGUCAGUUUACGUGUUGCCGGUGAGCAUGUCUGCGGAGGAGUCAUUAUCAAGCCGGACUGGAUCCUUACUGCAGCACACUGCCUGCAAGGCCGUGAGAAAUACUCAAAGCUGCUGGUAGUUGUUGCUGGAGAUCAUGACAUUUCAACUGAAGACCCAGGAGAGCAGAAAAGAUCAGUGAAGAGCAUUGUCCUUCACCCAAGCUACAACGACUCCUCUAAUGAUUACGAUGUUGCCUUGUUGCGGCUGGAUGCUCCCCUUCAGUAUAAUUACUAUGCUCGCCCAGCUUGUCUUCCUGAAAACAGACAGAAAGUGGAGCCGUCCAGCCUUUGCACUGUCACAGGAUGGGGAGGGAGAGCCAUAGGUGAAUCUAAUAAAAAACUACAGCAGCUGGAAGUGCCUGUGCUGGAGCCGCAGGCCUGCAGUCAGUACUACCCGGACAGGACCACAGAGAGAAUGUUCUGUGCAGGGUUCCCUCUGCAGGAAGGAAAGGACACCUGCAGGGGUGAUUCUGGGGGUCCAUUGGUGUGCCACUCUGAACACUCCAAUUACAUUGUCUAUGGGAUUACCAGCUGGGGUGCUGGCUGUGGGAAAGCCCAGAAACCUGGAGUCUAUGCCAGUGUUCCUGCCUUCAUGGACUGGAUUCAUGAACAGCUCAACUUUGCUACUAAUAUUCCUGAAGAUGUACAAAAACCACUGAACAGCAUGCAGCCAGAGAAUAAUUCACAAGAGAAAGGUGGACAACAUGAAAUGACUGGUACUCGAGACCCUUCACCUGACGCCUUAUCAAAACACAAGACAGUCCUGCACAUGGAGACCUCAGAGUGUUUAAACACUACUGAUGAAGUUCAUUUUGCUUCUGGCUGUCAAGAUGUCAUUUUAUUGCAAACAGCAGGAGAGGUCCAAUCUCCCAGCUACCCCAACAACUACCCUAAUGAUGUCAGUUGCCAGUGGAGAAUCAUUGCGCCAAAGGAUAAGAUCAUCAAAGUGGAGUUCAAAGACUUCGAUAUUAGUACAGAUGGAGGAAACUGCUCUGAUUUCAUUGCCGUGUAUAAUGGAAUGUCCCAAGACAAGAAUUUAAAAGUUAAAUUCUGUGGCGAUACAAAGCCCUGUACUUUGUGGUCCAGUGGGACUGCUCUUACUGUGGAAUUCACCUCCGAUGCUGUUGGAACUGCACUUGGAUUUAGGCUGGAGUACAGUGUUCAGGAUUCAAAGGAUGAAUAGUUUUCGAACACACCUUCCAUCUGCAUUAAUUCAUUUCAAUAUUCACAAGAAUAUUUCUUAAUUUCACAUCACAUUUUUAAUAUACAAUAGUCACCAAAUGUAUUUAGCUUAAAAAAAAAAUAAUAAUAAAAAAAAAAAAAAAAAAAACUUGUUGCCGUCAUGGAAACAACAUUUAUGUGUGUUUUGUUAAAGUAAUUUUGAGAUUAUAUUGCUCAUGAUAUGCUCUAAACAGUAAAAAUAAUACCAGUUUUGUCACAAUAUAUUAGUGAUAUAUUGCCAAUAAUGUCUUGGAGAUCUUUUGUAUUUCGCUCAACCAAUUGUAUUUAUCAAUCAUUGUGAGUUUCAAACACAAAUUAAGCACUUGCAUAACAUAAUAAAAGCAUUACAAAUAAA
This is a messenger RNA of Acipenser ruthenus (sterlet), 3765 nucleotides long. RefSeq names its product ovochymase-2-like. The coding region runs from base 331 to 3372 and encodes 1013 amino acids. Gene Ontology annotation, molecular function: serine-type endopeptidase activity. Gene Ontology annotation, biological process: acrosome reaction; proteolysis. Lineage: Eukaryota; Metazoa; Chordata; Actinopteri; Acipenseriformes; Acipenseridae. The transcript is spliced from 26 exons. The record is from RefSeq and is a predicted model, not a curated record.